CCUCUUUCUGGCUCGUCAUCACUACGGAACUGAACUCGCUUCAUUACGAUUCCGUGGUGAAUAUAUUCAUAUUAUAGAUCUGUAAAUCUGUCAGAAACCGUGAAUAGAGCUCAUCUGUGCAAGUGACUUUAAAAGCCAUCACCUUUGUUUUGUGGAUCAUUUGAAGGUAAUAAUCAAACCAGUGCAGCAGGUGAAUCUGGGCACCAUAUACAAGUAAUCGCACCUGAUGCCCGUCUGCGCUGACAGCGUCCCGCUCCAGUGACCCACGAUGAAAGCUCUGAUCUUGGUUGGUGGCUAUGGCACCAGGUUACGGCCGCUCACGCUCACUGUGCCCAAACCUCUGGUUGAGUUCUGCAACAAACCCAUCCUGCUGCAUCAGGUGGAGGCUCUGGUCAAGGCUGGAGUCCGUCAUGUGAUUUUGGCUGUGAGCUACAUGUCUGAGCUGUUGGAGCGAGAGAUGAGAGCUCAGGAGCAGAGGCUUGGAAUAAAAAUCUCGCUUUCACAUGAGAAGGAACCUCUAGGCACUGCUGGUCCUCUGGCUUUGGCGCGAGAGCUGCUGACCGAUAACGAGGAGCCUUUCUUCGUUCUCAACAGUGACGUCAUCUGUGAUUUUCCCUUCGACGACAUGCUGAGGUUCCACCAGCAGCAGGGCAGAGAGGGCACCAUUGUCGUGACAAAAGUGGAAGAGCCAUCUAAGUAUGGUGUGGUGGUGUAUGAAGGAGACACUGGACGAAUACACCGCUUUGUGGAGAAGCCGCAAGUGUUUGUCUCCAACAAAAUCAAUGCUGGGAUGUACAUCUUUAGCCCUGCCAUGCUGAGAAGAAUCCAGUUGCGGCCCACGUCCAUUGAGAAGGAAAUAUUUCCUGUGAUGGCCGAGGAGGGACACCUUUAUGCCAUGGAGCUGCAAGGUUUCUGGAUGGACAUUGGCCAGCCCAAAGACUUCCUGACAGGCAUGUGCAUGUACCUGCAGUCUGUUCGGCAGCAGGCCCCCGAGCGGCUCCGCAGCGGGCCAGGCUUCCUCGGAAACGUUCUCGUGGACCCAACGGCGGUGAUCGGUGAAAACUGUACCAUCGGGCCCAAUGUGACGAUCGGGGCCGGAGUGGUUCUGGAGGAUGGCGUGAGAGUAAAGCGCUGUACCGUCCUGAAGGGGGCGCACAUACGCUCCCACUCCUGGCUGGAGUCCUGCAUUGUGGGGUGGAGCUCUUCAGUGGGGCAGUGGGUGCGGAUGGAGAACGUUACGGUCCUGGGUGAAGACGUGAUCGUGAACGAUGAGCUCUACAUCAACGGUGCCAAUGUCCUGCCUCAUAAAUCCAUCGCAGACUCUGUUCCUGAGCCGCGGAUCAUCAUGUGAAGGACCUUCACGCCCCUCACGAAGUGCCCGAGUGUGUAACCGCUGGAUGACAGGAGAAUUGACCGCUGUGUGCUUAAUGAGCAUGAUGGGAAUGCUGUUAUUUGUGAGGAAUCUGAAGUAUGCAGUUACUGACUGUGGUGUUUGAAAAAGUGCUGCCGCAGGAAAAAUCACAUCUGUAGUAGAUGAUCUCCAGCUGACAUGCUGCAUCGCACAUUUCUGACCCGUCAAGUGCUGUUUUUAUUUGCCUCUGUCUGCAUUGUGUUCCCUAUUACUGACAAUUAGACCAGGACUCACCUUGCUUUGGUGCAUUUUGUUGAUUUUGAGACACUAGUUAGCUGUCUAGUUUGUAUUCUUUUCAUUGUGUUUUUCCAUUUAUUAAAGGAGACAUGUAAUGCUUUCAGGAUAAAACUCGGUGCCUGUAGAAAGAAUGAGAAGUAUGUUUAUGUAUCAAAUGAUGCAAUAGCUGAUUACUGUAAAGACUGUUCACACCUAAAACUUGUAGUGUGUACUAAAUUAUGCAAAUCAUUUUUUUAUUCAGCGCUCAAGGUCAUGCAGAAAUGUGAUGGUUACUUCCUGUGCAGAUUAACAAAGAUGAAAAAGACAUUCAAGACUCAUGAAGUGAUGUCUCUGUACACAAAUGAGGAUUUUUGGUCUUGAUGUCUUUUCUAUAAAGAAAGUUACAUGAAACAGAUUUUUGGCUUUUCUUAUGAGCUGUUUUAUACUGAAAAGCAAUUUAAACCAUUUUAACACAGUUUAAAGUUACCUGUGACCUUUUGGGAUGUAAACAGAAAUAAGACAGUAAUGUUUCAUGGAU
This is a messenger RNA of Sinocyclocheilus rhinocerous, 2165 nucleotides long. RefSeq names its product GDP-mannose pyrophosphorylase B (gene gmppb). NCBI's taxonomy places the organism in Eukaryota, Metazoa, Chordata, Actinopteri, Cypriniformes, Cyprinidae. The transcript has 10 exons. The coding region runs from base 269 to 1351 and encodes 360 amino acids. The record is from RefSeq and is a predicted model, not a curated record. Gene Ontology annotation, molecular function: GTP binding; mannose-1-phosphate guanylyltransferase (GTP) activity. Gene Ontology annotation, biological process: GDP-mannose biosynthetic process.